AUGGUCCUAAAGCAUGCUGUCGUGGCAUUGGCUUUUUCUUUCCUGCCACUAGCCGCUGCUUUUCGUGACCACAGUCAUUUGCAGUCGGCUUUGGCUGUGAAUCAGAGUCAGCCAAACUUGGGUCACGGCAUUCAAGCAGUCUGCACGUAUGCCGGCGGCAAUUGCCAAUUCCUGCCUGCAUUUGAUGUGGCAGCUUUCUUGACGGCAGAAGCACCGGCCGCUGCGAAAGGCGUCGGAAUGCUUGCAAAACCCGCAGUGACUGCGGUCCAAGUGGCCACAAAAGUUGCUGGAGCCGGCAAGGUUGUACCUGGAGCAGCGGCAGCUGCGGAUCUUGUGGCCAAGGGUGCAAAGGCUGCAGGAGUAGCUGGUGCUGUUGCCAAGGGCACGAAAACCCUGACGCUGGCAUCCAAGGCCGGCUUGCUUGGCAAAGUGGUUGGUGGCGCGUUGUCGCUCAGCAACCCCUUAGGGGUGGCAUGGACUGCCUUCCAAGUUGGCACCAGCGUGUACAAUCUCUACGAGCUGCAGAAGGUUUUGAGAAAUCCGCACCAGCUUUGCGAGGUUUUGUCCGAUUGGGUACCCCCGUACGACCAGACCGCUUGUCUCAAGAACCUCGGACACAUCAAGAUUCCUCAGAUGGACGCCCUGCCCUUUCCCAGUCCACCAGCCCAACUCGCAGUCGCCAAGAUUGACAAGAGGGUGGCUUUGGCAGCAGCCGCCGUCUUGAUGGCAUCUUCAGGUGGCCUGGCACUUUGGCACCGCAGUCUGCACUCGGCGGCGUACGACCAGACUAUUUGCCCAAGGGACAUGUGGCUGGAGGAUCCAACGCUGGCUGAUUGGUACUCCGAUGACGCUUCCAGCGCUGGUUCUUCCAGCACCAGCGGGUCCUUUGUGGACGAGGAGGAGGAUCUACUGGGCUUCCCAAGUGCGCCAAUGCCAAGGUGUAAUGGCCUGAGGUGGGUAUCAGUGCCGACAUCGUGCCAGGCAACUGAUGUUACAUGCCAGCACAGGAGCUGCCAGCAAGCUUGUUGUGAUGACCGGAACUGCUCCCUUUACCAGUUUGACACUGCGACGCUCGGGAAAUGCUGGCUCGGGCAAUCAUCCUUGUUCACAACACAGAGGUGUGAGCAGUGGGUGGGUAAACUUAAGGCCGAUGGACACUUUCAAGAGGACCCGAGACUCUUCGUCCAAGUGAUGGGCUUGAGGAAGCAACCGGCUGCCGCAUUGGAGGAUGCAAAGCUCAAAAGCUGUGGCAUGCGGCAAAUAAGCGACGACGCUUGUGCCGCGUUGGUUUGUGAGGACCUCUGCCAGGAGCAGUCAAGCUGCCAAUUCUAUCAGCUGCGUGUCGGUCGCCAGGAAUGCUGGCUUGGUGCUGGUGAGCUUCCCGAGGAAGGCCAGGCACUGACCUGGCAUGGCGGGUUGUUGGACGAGCAGAGCUCACAGAAAGGAUGCCCUGAUGGCUUCCUGUGCCCAGCAACCCAAACGUGCGUUGAAGACUGCACGGGCUGCAGUGGCUUCACACGGAGCGCAGACGGAAGAUGCCGGCGGACGGCUGAGGAAGGCAUUUGCGACCCAAGCGCCUGGCAAGACAAGUAUGAAAGCACGGCCCUGAAUGCCACCCAGUGCAAAGGCCUCACGCGCGUCGUGGUGAAGAUGUCGGAAGAGACUGGGUUCAACGGCCACGCAAUUUGUCAAGAAGCCUGUUGCUCGGAUCCAUCUUGUGUGCUCUACCAGGUUCGAAGCAGUGCUGCACAGCAGAUGAAGCGGAAGCCUGGUGACACGGUACAUUGCUGGUUGGGAUUGGUGGAUUCCUCCUUGAAUCCUCUUUUCAAGUGCGGUGGUGGAGGCUGGGUGGGUGAUCGAAGAUCCUGGGAGGGUGGCUUUCUUUCUUCGCGCGGCUGCGCUCCGGGUGUUGGUGCUGCCUGCCUGCUCACCGGGGAGUGUGUCCAGAGCUGUGCUUCCCAAUGCCCUGGGGCGGAUUCCUUCGACCCAGGCAGCAACGCCUGCGUUGCGAAUGGAGCCUUUGCCGAGAAGGAGGACAUUCCGGUCCUGGCCAGCGACAGCUCAUCCCAGUACUACAUCUCCACAACAGACGAAGCAGCUGCCGACACAUUGCUCAUGGUGACUCAAAACAAGCACCGCUUCAUCGACGCGGUGUCAGACAAGGUGUGCGGGACUUUGUCCAUAGGGGGCGAAGAAUGCACGGCCUUCACUGAGGAUGGCAGGACAUCAUGCCGUUGCACCUACACCACGGUUCAGACCUGCAGCACUUGGUUCAACGAUGCCUUCCAUCUACGACCUGUCAUCUCAGAAGUUGGCAUGCUUUUGCUGGCAGGUGAGGGCUGCGACUGCUUUGAUGAGCCCGACAGUGCUGGCGUCUUCACUUGCCACUUUGAGCACUUGGAGGAGGUGCCAGACGUAAAGACGAGCCCUGGUGCUGAGACGGCCUUGAAGAUCCUGUAG
Messenger RNA from Symbiodinium natans, 2460 nucleotides. NCBI's taxonomy places the organism in Eukaryota, Dinophyceae, Suessiales, Symbiodiniaceae. The record is from the annotation of a GenBank genome assembly.